CGGCUGAAAGCAACUCCGUCGCCGGAAUUUGUCGCCGGAUUUCACAAAGUCGCUAUAUCGUCGAUAUAAGGUCGAUAUGUACCUUGUAAAGACUGUUGGGCUUAAAAAAUGGCCCAAAUGGUGAUCUGAUUGGCUGGAGUGUCGCUUCACAACUUCAUCGCUUCGCCGCUUAAAGCUCGCUUCACGUAAUGUAACGCUUCAGACCCAAAAAAAGCGUUUUUUCCAGCGCUUCACGCUCGCUUUAAGCGCGCUUUUUUAACCACAAGGUUAAACCAUUUCUGAGUCUAACCCGGUACGAUUUAAAAACCAGUUUUUUAAACAUUGCUCUUUUUUUAUCUGAUGGAGAUGGGCAUUAGUUUUUCAUACUUAUUUUGUAUAUACUUUUAGAAAGAUUAGAUGGAGAAUAGUAAGAUUGGGCUGGUGAGUCACAUGGGAACCUUAACCCAAUGUGGGCACUAUGUUGCAUAUAUGUACAAAAGAAGGAAGUGGGUGAUUUUCAAUGAGGAUAAAGUGGGUGGUGUUUGGCCUGCAAGUUUCCAACUGAUUUCUUAAGAUUAUUUAUCAAAGAAAGAUCAAACUGGUACUUUUGUUUAAUGACUCGGAGUCUACAUUAUGAGUUUCUGUGGCAGUGUGAGUGGAUUCUUUUAUCCGUUAUUAAUGAUAUGAGGUUUCAGGGGUUUCUUCCUUCUGUAAUGUCCAUUGUUAGCCAGGAGAUUGAGCCGGAUAAUGCAUUGGAUUACCGAAAUCAGCUUAUGAAUAUUCUUAACAUCAGUGAGGUACGGGAUGUACUAGGAGAUGGCCGUCUAAUAAAACGCCACAUAAGAGACGGCAAAGCUGGGGUUAUUUCAGGUUAUCUACUUUUAAGAUUCCCAUCCGAAUGAAUAGUCAAGGUCUUGGCUUCUUAUUACAUUCCUUGGUAGGUGGCUUUUUGUUCUUGCUAAAAAGGAAGCCCUUUUUUGGAUCAAUGAUCAGGAAUUCUUAUAUAAACCUAAUUCCAUAAAAGAUGUAAACUUUGACUUUUUAGUCAAACCCAACAUUCGUAUCAAAGUGUCGAUCAAAUUUUGUUGAAGCCACAAAAUUACAACGUUACUAAUAAUGAAAUGAUCCUAAAUUACCAAGUCAAUAUAACCCAUUGUUGGUUUUGGUAUCGGUUCAGAGGUGUUGAAUGAAUCUAAAGGGAUUGGCAAGCUUAUAAAUUCAUAUAUUUGUUGGAUAGAUACGAAAACAUGUAAUGGAAGGCUAAUAGCUAUGGACUUUCAUGUGUAAAUUCUGUUGUAUAUUAUGAUGAAUUCAAGAUAUUCUAUCAACUUUC
Helianthus annuus (common sunflower) is the source of this 1312-nucleotide messenger RNA. RefSeq names its product cyclin-D3-1. The record is from RefSeq and is a predicted model, not a curated record. Lineage: Eukaryota; Viridiplantae; Streptophyta; Magnoliopsida; Asterales; Asteraceae. The transcript has 4 exons. The coding region runs from base 594 to 881 and encodes 95 amino acids.